GGCGGUCGCAGGCGUCCCGGGCGGCAUGCACGGCUGCGCGGACGACUCGGACGAAAAACCCGUCUCGCCUUUGUGUUGACCAUCAUAUACGGCGAGAUUAGCUGAGAUUGCCACAUCUCGCGCGUGAAACUUGGUAGUGAUCGCUGCCUCAUCCCGAGCGCGUCCACCCCGGAAACCGGACCUCGCUGCACCGCAGCGCUCGUGGAAAGCAGCAACUCCAGCAACUCCAGGCAGUAGCGAUGUUGCUCCGCGCGACCCAGCGCGCCCUGCGCCGCGGCGCGCGGCAAAAGUCGACGGUCGUCAUGAUGCGCCACGGCGAGUCGACCUGGAACCUCGAGAACAAGUUUACUGGUGCGGAUCGCGGCGCGGAACGUAAGCGGCCUUCUUCUUCGUCCUAGACGAGAGGCCUCCACGCCGAUCGGACGCCGUCGAGCAGCCGCGAGAGCAAGCGGGCCCGCCUCCCACGCCGUCGAAAGCAGUCUUCGCGCGCAGGCUGGUACGACUGUCCGCUGUCCGAGAAGGGCCACGAGGAGGCCACGGAAGCUGGCAGGUUGGUCGCCGCCGAAGGGUUCAAAUUUGAUGUAGCGUUCACGUCUACGUUCAAGCGAGCCAUCCGCACCUUGGACCACGCCCUGGAAGAGACGGACCACAUGUGGAUUCCCGUGACGAAGGCGUGGCAGCUCAACGAACGCCACUACGGGGGCCUCCAGGGUCUGGACAAGCAGCAGACCGUCGACAAGCACGGCAUCGAGCAGGUGACGGUCUGGCGACGUUCGUAUGAUAUUCCUCCUCCGGAUUCGGACAAGUCCUCGGAGCACUGGCCCGGGAAUGAUCCCAAGUACGCCAAGUUAGAUAAACAUGUCAUGCCCACGACCGAAUCGUUAGCUACUACUGCCGCGAGAGUGGUCCCGUACUGGCAGCAUGUCAUCGUUCCUGAAUUAAUUGCGGGCAAGGACGUGUUGAUCGCGGCCCACGGGAAUUCCCUGAGGGCGCUCGUGCAGUACCUCGACGGCAUUCCGAACGACGAGAUCACGGAGCUGAACAUUCCGACGGCGACGCCUCUCGUGUAUGAGUUCGACGACGCCCAAGAGCCGAUCCCGCAGCCGGACGCGAUCGCUCCCUUGCAGGGGCGCUACCUCGGCGACCAGGCCGCUAUUAGAGCGCGCAUCGAGGGCGUCAAGGCGCAGACCAAGUGAGUCGUCCUCCCGUCGCGCCACGGUGUUUACUAGUAGGAGGUGCAUACUAAAUCGAAGGUCUAACUAGUGGCGUCGCGGACGGGAGUUAAGCUGUGAACAAUUAUAUACAAGAGCUAUGUGCAAGA
Messenger RNA from Pelagomonas calceolata, 1321 nucleotides. NCBI's taxonomy places the organism in Eukaryota, Pelagophyceae, Pelagomonadales, Pelagomonadaceae. The record is from the annotation of a GenBank genome assembly.